Molecule: messenger RNA, 3594 nt
Organism: Aegilops tauschii subsp. strangulata
Lineage: Eukaryota; Viridiplantae; Streptophyta; Magnoliopsida; Poales; Poaceae
Product: disease resistance protein Pik-2
Biological process (GO): defense response to other organism
Molecular function (GO): ADP binding
Source: RefSeq, a predicted model, not a curated record
AGGCUAGCAAUCACGGCCCCUGUUUGUGGUCUCAUCCGGGUCGCUUCCUCUGGGUGGGUGUGGUGAAGAAAGAAAAAUUAGUUCCCAUUUUCAGAGCUCUUUCAGCUCGCAGACCUUGCUUUCUUAUCCCCUUUCUACUCGUAUACUAGAUCUGAUCUUCCUGGUGUGGAACACAGGAUCAAAGAAACACAGCCAUGGAGCUGGUGGUCGGCGCUUCGGCGGCGACGAUGAAGUCUCUCCUGGGUAAGCUGGGUGGCCUCCUUGCCCAGGAGUACACCUUGAUUAGGGGCGUCAACAGCGACCUCCAGUACAUCAACGACGAACUAGCCACAAUGCAGUCCUUCCUCCGCACCGUCGCCGGAAGCCACGACAGCGACGACCUGAUGAAGGACUGGAUGAAGCAGAUCCGUGACGUCACGUACGACGUGGAGGACUGCAUCGACGACUCCGGCCACCGCCUCCACGGCAUCCGCGCCGACAGGUGCUGCUACUUCCUCGUCAACGGCGUCCACGAGGUCCUCACCGGGCGGCCUCGCCGCGACGUCGCCGUCAGGAUCUCCGUCCUCAAGGUGCGGGCACAACAGAUCGGCGAGCGGCGGCUGCGGUACGGCGUCGACAACCCGCAGAGAGUCGGAAGCGGAAGCACCCCUACCGCCGGAUUCGACGCCGCCGAAAACCAGGACGCGAGCCUUCAGAUCGUCACCGUGAAGGAACCCGUGGGGGUUGAGAAGCACAUGGAGGAGCUCGAAAGGUGGGUCACCGACGAGAACAGCGGCGGCGUGCUGUACAUCGUCGGGUUCGGAGGGGUGGGGAAGACCACCAUCGCCACCGCCCUGUACAGGAAAUUUGGGGAAAAUUUCUCCCACCGUGCGACGGUCUCCGUGUCCCAGAGCUCCGACGUGGAGGCCGUCCUCAGGAACAUAAAGAGUCAGGUCAUGCCGCUGCAGAUCGACAGCCACCAGCAGCACGGCAGCUUGCCGGAGAACAGUCUCGCGGCAGCGGUAAAAGCCGUGCCCCGGCACAUCGGGCAAGGUGCCUCAGCCGUCGUGGCCAGGCUCCGCAACUUUGGCAGGUCAGUGCAAACAACUGAGCGUGGGAAGCAAGAUCAGCUCAAGGAGGAACUUCAGAAGCAUUUCGGGGAAGACAGUUACUUGCUCUUAAUUGACGACGUAUGGUCUGCAGCAACAUGGGAUCAAAUUAGAAAAUCACUUCCUCAAAGGAACAAACGAGGCAAAAUAAUAGUUACUACACGGUUUCAUGCUGUUGCUAAAAUGCGCAGAGGAGAAGGUAGCAAAGUUUGUCAAGUUGAUGCUCUUAUUGACAGUGAAUCCAAGAAGUUGUUUGAGCAGGCUCUCCAUGAAUCCAGAGGAAGAGAAGGUGCUCCCACACCUGAGAGAGAAGCUGGUGAUCCUGUUAAUAAUGUUAGGUCCAAUGAUGCCAACAAACCUGCACUGUUGCCUACCCAAGCCGUCUCUGGAUCCAAAGGAAGCAAAGAUAAUGCUACAAGAUCCAAAAGAGAAGAAGGUAUUCUUGAUCAUAAUGUUGGUGUAGUUGAUGGAAACACACCUGAAGUGUUACCUGACCAAGCCAUCUCUGAAUCCCAAGGAACAGUUCCGAUGGAAGUAUGGAGUAUGUGCGGGGGGUUGCCACUGGCCAUAGUUACCAUGGCUGGUCAUGUGGCCUGCAACCCAAACAAAUCAAAGGACGAAUGGUUGAAGGACUGCAAAUCUCUAUUUCCAGAGCUAGGGAAAGUUAAAGGUAAAGAUGGUGGUAAGAAACGUACCCAGGAGGAAGUGGGAAAGAUCGUUAGCCAUUGCUACAAUGACAUGCCUGCUGAAAUCAAGACUUGUUCGCUGUAUUUGAGCAUAUUCUCAAAAGGCCACAGAAUCAGCAGGAAACGUUUGACACGGCGAUGGAUCGCUGAAGGCUUUGUCAGUGAGAAGCAGGGGCUGACUGUGGAGGAUGUUGCGGAGACAUAUUUCAAUCAUCUCAUCAGGAGGAAAAUCAUCCUUCCAGUGGAUCACAGCAGCAAUGGAAAGGUGAAGUACUGCAUAGUUCACGACAUGGUCCUUGAGCACAUUGUAGCAAAGGCAAGUGAAGAGAACUUCAUCACUGUUGUUGGUGGUAACUGGCUUAUGCCGCCACCAAGCAGCAAGGUCCGCCGGCUGUCCCUUCAAGGCACUGAUUCCAAGCGUGCAAAGGAUAUAGAGAAGAUGAACUUGUCUCAUGUCCGUUCACUUACCAUGUUUGGGAGCUUGAACAACCAGUUGUCGUCCCAUUCAUUCAAGUUUGGAAUUGUGCAGGUCCUUGAUCUUGAAGGCUGCAUGGGUUUUAAACAGCAUCACACAACGGAGAUAUGCAAAAUGCUUCUCCUCAAAUAUCUCAGCCUCCGAGCAACAGAUAUAAAAAGUCUUCCUGAUCGGAUCGGGAAGCUCGUGAACUUAGAGACUCUGGACAUAAGGGAGACGAAUGUUCUUGAGUUGCCUAAAGAAGUGUGCCAGCUUGAACAGCUGGUCAACAUACUUGGUGGGAAUAAAAGAACACGGAAGGCACUUAAGCUUCCUGGAGAGCUGAAUAAGAAGAAGAAAAUGAAGGGCCUUCGCAUACUGUCAGGGAUUGAGAUCACUGCAGGAUCAGUGGAUUUGCAUCAUUUGACCGAGCUGAGGAAGCUUGCUAUCUACAAGCUGGUAACCAUGGGGGAUGAUUCGAGUUUCGAAGAAUUAAGAUCCUCUAUCGAAUAUCUUGGUGGCUACUCUCUACACACGCUCAUAAUUGGUGAUGAGUCAUCCAAGUUUAUCAAUUCACUGGAUGAUCUUUCAUCACCCCCAAUAUUCCUUAUUGCCCUUGAGUUAUCCGGCAAGAUGGUUAAGCUUCCCAGAUGGAUCAGACAACUCAGUGCUCUCAACAAGUUAACCCUGCCAAUAACAGCUCUCCGGACGGAUAAUUUGAGGCAACUUAGCGAUCUGGAGGAAUUGUUUUCUCUCACCUUUUCAUUUACUGCACAGAAUUAUGAUGCAGAAACCUUGACCAUUCUUUCAGAAAACAAGCUGCACUCCCGUGGGCAGAUCAAAGUUCCGGAAGCAGGAUUCAAGAGUCUCAAGCUUCUUCGUUUCUCUGCUCCUCUGUUGCCAUUGCUCAGCUUUCCAAAAAAAGCCAUGCCGGAGCUGGAAAGGCUUGAGCUGCGGUUUAACCUGCUGGAGGGCCUUUUUGGCGUAGAGAACCUUGAAAAACUCAAAGAGGUGCAUUUGACAUUAGACGACAAAACCCGCCAAGCUGUGACAAAGAAGAUAGCAGGCGAGAUGGAGAAUGCAGCGAAGAAGACCAAAGCCAAGGCACCCAGGAUAAUCCUUGAGACAGUAAUUCACUCAAAUUGAAAGUAAACCAAACUGUUGUGCUUUGUAAAUCAUCGCGAGUUGAGAAGCAUCAUGUAGUUCAAAACAUGUUCUCAGAAUUUUAUUUAAGCAAUUCGUGGCAAACCUAUUUAAAUUGGGAUGAUUGUUCGUUGUGGCCCAUCAUAAGAGAGCCUUAAACAUUCUAUCAUUUGUGUAUGCGACUUUGUUGAUUUCUUAUUAUGGUUGCGACCUUGCGUUUGAA